Molecule: messenger RNA, 8784 nt
Organism: Chionomys nivalis (European snow vole)
Lineage: Eukaryota; Metazoa; Chordata; Mammalia; Rodentia; Cricetidae
Gene: Nek10
Product: NIMA related kinase 10
Exons: 36
Coding region: 158-3529 (1123 amino acids)
Biological process (GO): protein phosphorylation
Molecular function (GO): ATP binding; protein serine/threonine kinase activity
Source: RefSeq, a predicted model, not a curated record
GAAUUGACUGAAAAACCAACAGGUGUCUGGGAGGGAACUGGUUUGCGUUCUCUCGGCUUCUGCAGCAGGAUGAGGAAGAUGACUUGAGGUUGGCCUGAAGGAGGGCCGCUCUCCUGCGCGGAAUGCGAUGUUGAUUCUGAGGCAUUGAUGUUUUACAAUGCCUGAUCAAGACAAAAAGGUGAAGACCACAGAGAAAUCAGCCGAUAAAAAGCAGCAAGGGACCACCACCAGGGACUAUUCAGACCUUAAAAGACUUCGCUGCCUUUUGAACGUUCAGUCAAGCAAACAACAGCUUCCAGCCAUUAACUUUGAUAGUGCCCCAAAUAGCAUGACGAAGUCUGAGGCUGCCAUCAAGGCGGGGGGAUACAGAGCCCGUGGUCAUUGGCAUGAGUCCACAGAAGCUGUUGAACUUGAAAAUUUCAGUAUAAACUACAAGAACGAGAGGAAUUUCAGUAAACAUCCACAGCGUGAGUUAUUUCAGGAGAUCUUUACGGCUCUGGUGAGAAACAGACUCAUAUGCAGAGAGUGGGUUAACCGAGCUCCAUCCAUUCAUUUCCUGAGAGUGUUAAUUUGCCUGAGGCUGCUAAUGAGAGAUCCAUGUUAUCAGGAAAUACUCCAUAAAUUGGGUGGGAUUGAAGACCUAGCUCAGUACAUGGAGAUUGUGGCCAACGAGUACCUGGGCUACGCGGAGGAGCAGCACUGUGUGGACAAGCUGGUCAACAUGACGUAUAUUUUCCAGAAGCUCGCUGCCGUGAAAGAGCAAAGAGAAUGGGUCACUGCCAGCGGAGCCCACAAGACACUAGUGAAUUUACUUGGUGCCCGAGACACUAAUGUCCUGUUGGGUACUCUUCUGGCAUUGGCUAGCUUAGCAGAGAGUCCAGAGUGCAGGGAGAAGAUCAGUGAACUCAACAUAGUAGAAAAUCUCUUGAUGAUUCUGCAUGAAUAUGACUUACUCUCCAAAAGGCUGACGGCGGAGCUCCUGCGCCUGCUCUGUGCCGAGCCCCAGGUGAAGGAACAGGUAAAGCUCUACGAGGGCAUCCCCAUCCUGCUCAGUCUGCUCCACUCGGACCACCUGAAGCUGCUGUGGAGCGUCGUCUGGAUUCUGGUGCAGGUGUGUGAGGACCCGGAGACCAGCGUGGAAAUCCGGAUCUGGGGUGGCAUCAAGCAGCUCCUUCACAUUUUACAAGGAGACAGGAAUUUUGUUUCUGAUCGGUCCUCCAUCGGAAGCCUGUCCAGUGCAAAUGCUGCAGGGCGAAUCCAGCAGCUGCAUUUAUCCGAAGACUUAAGCCCUGGGGAAAUACAGGAGAAUACUGUCUCUCUCCAAGCAGCCUGCUGUGCUGCCCUCACUGAGCUGGCUCUCAAUGACACCAAUGCCCACCAAGUGGUUCAGGAAAAUGGAGUAUAUACAAUCGCGAAAUUAAUUUUACCAAAUAAACAAAAGAAUGCUGCACAAACAAAUCUCCUACAGUGUUACGCUUUCAGAGCCUUGAGGUUUCUCUUCAGUAUGGAAAGGAACCGGCCGCUCUUUAAAAGACUUUUCCCCACUGACCUGUUUGAGAUCUUCAUUGACAUAGGCCAUUACGUCCGCGAUAUCAGUGCCUAUGAGGACUUAGUGUCACAGCUGAAUUUACUGUUGGAGGAUGAACUGAAGCAGAUUGCCGAGAAUAUUGAAAGCAUCAAUCAGAAGAAGGCGCCACUGAAGUACAUAGGCGACUAUGCCGUGCUGGACCAUCUUGGAAGUGGAGCUUUUGGCUGUGUUUACAAGGUUAGGAAACGUAGUGGUCAAAACCUUUUAGCAAUGAAGGAGGUCAAUUUACAUAACCCAGCAUUCGGGAAGGAUAAGAAAGACCGAGACAGCAGUGUGAAGAACAUUGUUUCUGAAUUAACAAUAAUUAAGGAGCAGCUUUAUCAUCCCAACAUUGUACGUUACUAUAAAACAUUUUUGGAAAAUGACAGAUUGUAUAUUGUCAUGGAGCUUAUAGAAGGAGCCCCACUGGGAGAGCACUUUAGCUCUCUGAAGGAAAAACGGCAGCACUUCACCGAAGAAAGACUGUGGAGAAUAUUUAUACAGCUGUGCUUAGCUCUCCGGUACCUACACAAGGAGAAGAGGAUUGUCCACCGGGAUCUGACGCCAAACAACAUUAUGUUGGGCGAUAAGGACAAGGUGACAGUUACUGACUUUGGACUGGCAAAGCAAAAACAGGAAAGCAGUAAGCUCACGUCUGUGGUGGGAACGAUCCUCUAUUCUUGCCCAGAGGUCCUGAAGAGUGAGCCAUAUGGAGAGAAGGCUGACGUCUGGGCUGCAGGCUGCAUCCUUUAUCAGAUGGCGACUCUGAGUCCUCCCUUCUGCAGCACCAACAUGCUCUCCUUGGCUACUAAAAUAGUGGAGGCAGUGUAUGAGCCAGUGCCAGAAGGCAUCUACUCUGAAAAAGUGACAGAUACCAUUAGCAGCUGCCUCACUCCUGACGCAGAAGCCCGUCCAGACAUUGUAGAAGUUAGCUCCAUGAUCUCAGAUGUUAUGAUGAAGUAUUUGGACAACUUAUCCACAUCCCAGCUGGCCCUGGAGAAGAAACUGGAAAGGGAGCGGAGGCGCACACAGAGAUACUUUAUGGAAGCGAACAGGAAUGCGGUCACAUGUCACCAUGAACUGGCCCUGCUGUCCCAGGAAACCUUUGAGAAGGUGAGCCUGAGCAGCAGCAGCAGCGGGGCAGCCAGCCUGAAGAGUGAGCUCUCUGAAAGUGCAGAGCUGCCCGGCGAGGGCUUCCACGCCACCGCCAUGCAAUGUGGGAAGGAGGAGGACAGGCCCUGCGAGGAGGCACUGUCCGAGGACGCCUUCCAUCUGGAGGGGGUGGAGAAAGAUGUGUAUUCUGAGCUGGAUGAAGAGCUGGACAUCUUGGACAACUGCAGCAGCUCCAGUUCCAGCCCUCUAAAGGAGUCUACAUUCAGCAUUUUAAAAAGAAGUUUCAGUGCUUCGGGAAGAGAAAGGAACUCACAGGCCAGAGACUUCAUUGGUGGCCUAGGAUCAAGAGCAAGACCAGCAUCCGCAGGUAUCGCAGUAUCCCAGCGGAAAGUAAGGCAGAUCAGCGACCCCAUUCAGCAGAUUCUCCUCCAGCUUCACAAAGUCAUCUACAUCACGCAGCUGCCUCCAGCUCUGCACCAUGAUCUGAAGAGAAGGGUUAUAGAGAGAUUCAAGAAAUCCCUGUUCAGCCAGCAGAGCAACCCUUGUAACCUCAAAUCUGAGAUUAAGAAGUUGUCCCAGGGGUCUCCAGAGCCGAUUGAGCCAAACUUUUUUACAUCGGAUUACCACUUACUGCGUCAUUCCCUGGCUGCAAACAACUGGUCCCAAAGUGACCCCACAGGUCCGGCCAGCAGCCUGGAGCUGGAAGAGGGAUUCACAUACGAGCAGAUGCAGACUGUGAUCGAAGAAGUCCUGGAGGAGAGUGGCUAUUACAACUUCACAACUAACAGACCUUCUAGAUCUCACUCUUAUCCGUGGGGGACCACCAAGAAUUACCCAACCAAAAGAUAAGAGCACUGCUCUGGAGCGGAUGGAGUUUCCCAGUCAAGUUCAAGUUCUAGGCUUCAGCUAAGACUGCAAGAUGCCUGGGACUGGCUGCUGCUAGGAUGGCAUAGGAAAGACCAAGUCACAGUACUGCAGGAGUUGCUCUUGUUCUCUGACAGGGGUGUGUGGUAGCCACAGUGCUGGGUCUCUGUCCCCUGUGUGCAAUACAGGCCAGCAGUGUGCUUCUGGGAGAAAACACUACAGAAGGGCUCCCAGGAGAGGGUUGGGUGGAGCACAGAACUUUCCUCAAGGUUAAUCAUAAAAAAAAAAAAACUUAUAUUUUUCAAAGGAACAUUUUAUACUCACAAUUACUAAAACUAUGCUUAAAAUAUGUAGCCUUGCAUGUACACAGAUAGUUUUAGAUAAAAAAAAUUACAUGACCCUGAGCAAAAGAUUAUGUAUUCCAUUGUGUUCACCACUGUUAAUCUUACAAGACAUUCAGAAUAUGAUAGUUUGUAAAUGAAAUGAUUGGUUCUCUCUGAUCCACAUGGAUGCUAGAGGUUCCGAGACGUGACACAGUGCAGACAGUAUUUGUAACCUUGCACACAUCUGGGAGCAGCUGUCAUUGUGACCUUGCACACAUCUGGGAACGGCUAUUACUGUAACUUUGCACACAUCUGGGAACGGCUAUUACUGUAACUUUGCACACAUCUGGGAACGGCUAUUACUGUAACUUUGCACACAUCUGGGAGCGGCUGUCAUACUCUGAUUGCAGCUUGACUAGUAGAAUCUACUGGUGUGUAACGUGUGUGUGUGUGUGUGUGUGUGCACAUAUGUCCAGGGAAGAAGGGAGGUCUGAUGAGUUGAUACUUUGCUGCUGAUCAAGCUUGCAGUGUUUCUAGAACACUGAAGAAGCCAUAGACCACGGAAGAUAUGACAGCCCUUAUUCUAGACCUUACCAAAUUACCUGUGUGUAAGAUGGACGUUUAUCGUUUGGGAAUGCCCCCAAAGUCAUAAAAUAAAAUAGAAAUUCCUUUUUUAUCCAUUGAGAUGGUCCAUGGAAAGAGGAAUCCGAAUGCCAAAUAGCAUCCUGUCUCUAAUGAGAGAGUUUUUCUAGACCACUGGGUUCAAAUCCUUCCUCUUAAACUGGCUUCUGAUAGCUCUAGUCUAGCACCAGCCCAGACUGUACAUGUCCCCACUUCAGAAACAAUUCAUUGCAUGCAAUUAGCAAACUGGAAGAUGAAAUUACACGUUUAACUUCCCAUUGAUUUCUGUUAUCUAAAACUGAUGUGUUUUAGCAUGAUUGAAUGGUAUAAUAUAUUGGCAGUCAUUGAGACACACUAUAACCUUCUUGAAUAGUAUACAAAUCACUUAAUGUGAAUUCAUUCUAUUUUUUAGAAUUAGCAUGUUUUACAUUUGAAUUAAUCACAAUUCUCUUUGGUCCUAGACUAACUAAUGCCUUUCAGGGUUACUAAUGAGUGUUUUCUUUCUUUAAGCAAAGAGAACAAUUAAAAUACAGUGUCAUUUUAAAUAUUAAAUGCAGUGAUGAAAAAUUUCAGUUUCAGCUCUCAAAACAAUUCUGUCUGUACAUGGAUUUCACACACAGAAUCUAAAUGCUGUGACUGAUUCUCUGAAGCCAAGUUUUCUUUGUGUCUGCACAGUCAUUCUGAAGCUCACCUGAUGUAUGUCAGGAGGCCUAGAGGGGGUAUGGACUUGAGACGCCCUACAUAGAAUGUACUAAGCUGUGGGGUGAAUGUUUAAAUAGUCAAAUUCUUUCUCAAAUGGUCAUAGAUAGUAAAUAAAAAGACUAGCACCCAUUGCCUUGGUAAAAGAAGAAAUGUUUAAUUGAGGUAUUUUUCGAUGGGUACAGUCUACUGACAGAAAAGGAAAAGAUACACAGUUUCUCCGUAUCUCUUUUAGGUUGUGGGAAUGGCCUUUACCACAAAACAAGCUGAUAAGAUUAGCAAAAAGAAGCCAGACAUAGCCCUGUCCCAACUGCUCAGGUUCAACUGGGCAGUAGCGGGGUGGUCUUGCUAAGGUGCAGGCUGUGUGUGCUCCCCUCGAGUUCAAUGACUCAUCCUCCAUAUGUAAGGAAAUCCUGGAAUGAAGCCUUUCCCCAAGCAGUGAAGUCAGCCUUUCCAAAGCGCUCUCUGUGACCUCAGACGAGAACAAGAACUGUAGUUUUGUCUUGAUCAGCUGAAAUGUCUUUAGGGCAAAGCCUUGGCUGCUUGAUAUUAACGCGCCUCAUAAUCUCUCCUUGAUUGCAUUUCCAUCUUUUCUUUUUGCCUUUUAUAAUUUUUAACGAUUUGUUGUACAAUGAAAUCCUGUAAAUUGUUGAGUCCAUCUCAUUCUCAGUGACCGAAUAUGGUACGGGGUAGAAUCUGAAUUAAUCUCUUCGUGGAACUUUCGAUCACACAUGCUCCGGCUCAUUAUGCUUUGACCAGCAGCUCCUUCUGCUUAUCUUGAAACCACCAUGCACUCCUGAAAAGAAAAAGGUCCUGUUCUCAGGAAACUGGUGGUAGCAAGUUUUUGUCUUUGUCUUGGGGAAGACGUACAGUCCCUAAGGGAUGAACACCUCAGGAAUAGAGAGGGACAGACAGAUAGACACAGCUGAGGGAGGCAUUUCAGAAAACACACAGACACAAGUCCACUGCAGGUAGGGCUUUUUUACGAAGCUUAUAUAAGUUAAGGUCUUCCUACAUAAGUGCCACCUGGAGCUCAUUAAAUGCAACGACUUUUGACACCCAGGGACAAAUAGGGAGCUGGAUGAUGAUGUCCAGUUCCAUGAUAUCACAACUUAUUUUAAACUUAAUUUUAAGAUUUGUGAAGGCAAUAAUAGUGACUAGUCAAUUCUAUCAGUAUUAAUAUGUGUAGACCAUACACACACACACCCUUUAUUGUCUCUCUUCCUUUCUGAAAUUGCAUGAAAUGAACAUGCUAGAUUCCUUCAGAAAUACCCACAUCUUCUGUCCUUCUGAAGGCAGAAAAAAUUGCUUUUAAGCAGCUUUGACUAUUCACCUCUUGCUAUUUGAAAAUGUUGUUUUUCAUGAGUACCCAUGUCACCUGCUGGGCAGGGCAAGGCCACCUGGGUGGGACAGCCUCUUCGCACCCAGAGCUUGCAGCAGUGUGUGCAAGCCGGAGGCUCCUACACUCUGACUUUAACCCCGUGUGAGAUUCUGUCUGAUCAUCAAAUCUUUACGUUCUGGGCCUGGAGGUGAUAUGCAUUUGUUGUCUUAUGGAUGUCUUAAUGCACCUUUGGUACGGAGUCACAGCUUUGGGUAAACUUUUUAAAAUUAACGUGCUGCUAGUGCAUGCCGCUGUUAAUUGAUGUUGUUAUCCAUGUUGUCCACGUGGAUAGUAAGUCACGUGUGUCUCAAGGAAGCAACUUCAUGGUGAAGAGACUCAGGUUAAGGUGCCGGCUGUAAACAUAACAUGCAAGUCACAUGUCCCCAUGCCUGUUUGUACGCCGCUGGUGUAACUUUGAGGCUUGUAAGUGGGACAGGAAAGAUUUCGCAGCUUUGACGAGGUGACAGAUGGAUACUGACAGUGCAUGCAUUCUUUACGUCUUUGGACAGCAGUCAUUUGCAAGAGUGAGGAUGGUACACUCCGCAGUCCCCGCAGCCUCUUCCCGUGGGGAGAUGGAUGCCGUACUUGGCCUCUGGGCAGUGCUCGGCUACGAUCUUGAGAUGAUUACGUUCAGUCCGUGCUGCAGAGGUGGCACGCCUUAGCUGAAAGCGGGCAGUUAUUUUUCUGAAAGCCGGACACUCCCCUUUCUUCUCAUCGUUAUCCCACGAAGCCAGCUCUGCUCUGUAUCCGGCUCCUGUGGCCAGAACUCAGAAAAGCACACACCAGCAAUGCGGCUGCUCUAUGAACCAUUGAAGGUAGCUUAUCUGUUUCCCCUACAUUAUGGAAAAUCAUACCUAGGAGACACGUGAGCUUUAGCUAAAUUUCCUGCCACGCUCACCUCCCACUUUAAUGGAUCUGAGCAGAAACCCCACCUUUAGGGGAGCCUCAUGUGACACACAGUGUUUGUGAGAAUCCAGAAGUCCCGCCUUACAAAGAUGACUGAUCACCCAAGGAAGUCAGUCAGUUCCCAGUAGUUGGAGGGCACAGCGUUCCCAGGGUAGGGCGUCUCCCAGAAGGGUCUCACUGAGGAGCAGUUGUCAGAGUGAAGCCUCGAGGUAGCUCCAGAGGCCCAGGUGAUCCCUGCUGCUGGGUCUCCUGGGAUAGCAGCUGUGCAUGGUCACAGCAAGCUGGCCACCCAGACAUCAGCAGAGUCCCCCUUAAAGUCCUGUGACAUGCUGGUGGCUCCUCGGAGCAGGUCCCUGUGAGGCAUAGAGGCCUUGCUCUCCAUGUAGGUUUGCUGAUGCUGCCACCACUCCUGUUUUUUAGUACGGGGACUGAACCCAGAGCCUGGCAUGUACUAAACAAACACUUUGUUGCUGAGCAAGAAACAAACCCCAAAGCAGCAUUUUUAUCUGCUUGUAAGUGAACAGGGCUGUGCACUGGGGCCCAGUUUUCUUCCCCUUCUUCCAACAUGUGCUCAUUUAAUCCAAUGAUGAAAAUUUUAGAAAACAAUUUGGGAAGAAUUUGAAUGGGUCACUGCAGAGACCCAUGUGGGAACAAGGAUGCUCAGCCAGGUCAGGAAAGGGACCCUGCAGGAAUUUUCCUAUUUGUCAGCAGCUGCUUGAUGAUUAACUCCGGAAAAGAUCCCACCAUUUUAUUUUUCCAGAUUGGUAAACCAAAAUCCAUAGAAGAAAAAUCUUUUCAGAAUAUUUUACUUGCUGACGUUUAGUGGCGAAAAUCUGAGUCGUUAAGACCUCCCGAACUCUGUAGCUCCCAGUGGUGAUCCAGCAAAGACUGAAGAGUGGUGCUAUCCACCCUGAGGAGGUGGAGCUUCUGCUCCCUGGCAGCACAGAGCUGUUCCCUAGAAUGGCCCUGUGCCCAAGACAAAGGUUUGUGCCUGCAGCAUGCACGAACCCUCCCAGUGUACCUCAUUCUCCUCGGUCUCUGAGACAGGAUCUUGUUUUGGCCUACCACCUUCCAUCCAGAUCACCCCAGCCUUGCAAGUCCUCAGUGUCCUCCUUCCCACCUGAGGAACAGACUGUGAUCCUCCUGAAGGGAGCCUGCAUUUUAAGGGGAUGCCAGCAGCUCCACUGUUAUGGAAGGCAGCCAGCGAACAUGCCUGUUGGCUGUCCCCCAAAGCUCUCUGCAAACACUGAGUCUCUAAUACAGCCACAGGGCCAUAGACUGAAAAAAGGGAAGAAAUGCUUCUAUCAGAG